AAAUACAUACAUAAUUUCGAUAAAUUCGCAAUUCAACAGCAAUUUAUUCGGCCCCAACUCGACGACGGCUACAGUUUGAUCGUGGAAAUAGACCAUCCUCAAGGAGUUCUUGUCGACCCUUCGGCCGGAAUAGCUCUUGAGCAGUACCGGCGGGUCCGUCUGCUGCUGGCCGAACGACGAAAUAGCGGAAAAACUGAAAGGAAACGAGGGUUUCCCGCUGGUUCCGAUAACACACAGGACGAACAAUAGCGCGAACAUAGCCGCAUCGCACCCCUUUCGAAAUGUCAUUUUUCCGAAAACGCCACCGCUACGUCAGUUUCGUUCGCAUUAUUUUGAUUAAAUUAUUCCGGACCAAAUAGUAAUGUCAUUAUUUUUUUAUCGCGACAGUUUCAUUUCGAAUGCACAUUCGUAUUCCUAGCAGAAACGGAGUCGCCGACAAACUGAACGGAAAUCCACACAGUCAUGAGCCACGCCGGAUUUUCUAGAGAAGACUUCAGCAACACCGGGGGCGGGGGAUGCGACAAAAUUAACAGGUACAUCAACAACAACGGAUUUAACAACAUGGAGGAAUUCAACAACGCGGACGAAUCCAACAGUAUGGAGGAGUGCAACAGCUUGGAGGACCUCCGCAACACGGAGGGCUACAACAGCACCGAGGAAUCCAACCAUUUGGGCGACGAAGAGGAGGAGGUUGCGGCGAAGGAUAAAUAUUCGACGAAGAACCGCCUAUGGAAUUCCAAUUUCGUCGACAUUACUGAUGCUAAUGACAAAAAAUCGCAGUAUAAGAAAAACAACUACAAGUUUGCCAGAAACUCCACCGGAUUAGUUACGCUGUACAUAACGUCUUGCGAACAGAACUCUCCGACGCGACUCUCUAUAGAAACUUUAAAGAAGGCAGUACCGAAUUUGAACUUCGAUAGCACCAUCGAAACCGAAUACGGAUUGAUCAUCAAUUUGCAAAACGACAUUUACAUACAGAAAUUACUCCGAAUGGACCUAGCCAAAAUCUUCCAGAAACCAGUACAGGCGGUACCGUUAUUUUCGGGGAACUAUUUGAAAAUAGUCAGCUUCAAACAGAUCCCGUGGUGCGUUCGAGUCGAAGAGAUAGAAAACUGUCUGAAAAACCAGGGCAUCAAGCACGGUCGCAUAUCGAGAGAAAAAUCUACGCUUUUCAUCGAAACAACCGACUUCCCGAACUAUCAGCGCCUCAAAGAGGAGGGCAUCAAUUUCUACAACUCGGUCAUGUUUUUAGCAUCGGAAGAUACGGGAAUCAACGACGAGAUUCAUUACAACAGCGACGAUAUCAUUCAAUGCUACAAGUGUCAGGGAUUCUGGCAUACGGCGAACACGUGCAAGCAGAACGUGCGCUGCGUCAGAUGCGGCGAGCAACACCUAGUCCAAAACUGCAAUCGCCCCAAGUGUAGUCCUAUAUGUUGUAAUUGUAAAGGUCCCCAUCAUGCCGCUUAUAAAUUGUGUCCCGUCAGACUAAAACUUCAAAAGUCCGUUCGUGUAUCUUUUUUAUUUGACCAAUGAUUAAUGCCACUCGAAGAAUGUCGUUGGGAGUCUUUGUAGUUGCAUUGCACGUGAAUCGAGAGUGGAUAUUUCAAAUUUUUAGUGGGUUUUUUUUAUUGUGGAAUUGGGGUAAUCAAGUCGAUUGAAAAUGGUAUUUAAAUUGAUAGAUUUUGAAUUGUUGGGUUAAUAUUUUGUGGAAAUGUACUUCUAAAACUACUUUAUUUUAAUCUUAAACAUAUUGAAUUUAAUCGUGCUAGUAUUAUAAAAGAGAAUGGGGUUUUUAUUUUAUUUUUUCCUCGUCUGAUGACUACUCCCCAAUCUACAUAAGUACGUGCAAAAAUUACCAAGACUGCUAAUAACGUUUCUUCGAGAAUGCGAAUGACUCUAUUAGAUUGAAAGAAGGAAACCAUGAAUCAAAAUUCUGUAAAUAAUUGAAAUAAAAUAUUCUACCAAC
This is a messenger RNA of Phyllotreta striolata, 1966 nucleotides long. Lineage: Eukaryota; Metazoa; Arthropoda; Insecta; Coleoptera; Chrysomelidae. The record is from the annotation of a GenBank genome assembly.